AUGGGUAAAGACAUUGAAAACCUUGUGAGUUCCUGUGAGAUUUGUGCAAAGUACCAAGCCAUGAAUCCUAAAGAACCGAUGAUCCCAAGCGAAUUACCUACAAGACCUUGGUCAAAGAUUGGUAUGGAUCUUUUUGAACUCAAUGGAACUCAUUAUUUACUCACUGUUGAUUACUUGUCGAAGUGGCCAAAGGUGUCUAAACUCGAAUCAUUGACAUCUAAGUGUGUGAUUACUCAUGUGAAGAGCAUGAUUGCCAAAUACGGAAUUCCGGACAUCGUCAUAAAAGAUAAUGGGCCGCAGUUUAGCAGCUUUGAAUUUAGGGAAUUCGUAAAGGGAUAUCAGAUCAGACAUAAAACUACUAGUCCUUACCAUGCUCAGUCUAAUGGACAAACAGAACGCAUGGCCCAGACGAUGAAACGUCUUAUCACCAAAUCUCAUGAUCCAUAUGUAGCUCUGCUAGAGUACAGAAAUACCAAAACUGAUGGUAUUGACUUGUCGCCUGCUCAUAUGUUUCUAGGGCGAAGACUGAAAUCUAUCGUACCAACAACACUGCCUUUGUUGAAAUCGAACAUAAAUGAGGAUACCAUGGUCAAGCUUAAAUUUCUUCAGGAAAAACAGGAGGAAAACUUCAACAAUCAUGCCAGAAAAGAGCCACUGAAACCUCUUAAGCCAGGAUACAACGUAAUGAUGAAGAAUCCAUCUGGACAAUGGACAAGCGGGCACAUCAAAGACUUACAUUCGGCUAAACGUUCAUACAUCGUUCAGAGUAACGGAAAACAUUAUAGAAGAAACCGCAAGUUUUUGAGGCCAACUCGAGUUAGAAGUAAGUUAGAAGUAAGAAUGCACAGUUACAGAGGAUACUCCAAUAUCCAGUGCUCCGUCGUACAGUCCUCCAAACUCAGAAGUCAAUGGAACCGAAACUUCUUUGUCGCAUUCUACAGCUUCUGA
Molecule: messenger RNA, 948 nt
Organism: Ostrea edulis (European flat oyster)
Lineage: Eukaryota; Metazoa; Mollusca; Bivalvia; Ostreida; Ostreidae
Exons: 1
Coding region: 1-948 (315 amino acids)
Biological process (GO): DNA integration
Molecular function (GO): nucleic acid binding
Source: RefSeq, a predicted model, not a curated record